AUGAAGGUCGACGAGAAAGGCACCGACCGCCGAGCCGAGCUGCAUAUACAUAAGCACGAACAGGUCGAGGAGCUUGCGGAGUAUGGUCAAUACAUCGACCCGGAUGAUGCAGCGGUCUGCUGCUACGUGCCGAUUGAGGAUGGAAAUAUUGUCAGGGUUGCCGGAAGGUUCAACGGCACGACCUUGGCUAUUCACUGGGACCUGCGCGUCGACGGAGUGCUACGCAAGGCCAACAACAUGAUCAGCAAGGUGGUGAAAGCGCAGAAAGGUGUCAAGCUUGACGUCGAGGAGGCGCUGUACCUGAUGGACGACGGCCUUAGUGAAGCAAAGCUCCUCGAGACCCAAAUGAAGAUUGUGCCUGUUUCCGGCUUCAACUUCACGAAGAAUAGGGAUAGCCUCGAGACGGUCGGAACCAUCGAGAUACGCCUUUACGUGCUCCGGACCUUUGGCGCUGAAUUUCCUCGGGACACGUUUAUGACUUACCUGGACGACGAGGAUGAAGAGGAGAAGGACGACAUGGACCGGAAGAAGGCGACGUACCUGACAAUUGCCCCGGAUUAUAUGGUCGAUUUUGAGAAAAACUGCCAAGAGCUCGACAAGAAGACCGCAAAUGCUUGGAAGAAAAAGUUGAACACGAAGCGUCCAAGCAAGAACCCUUGGGCUAUCUUCCGCUUCCACUACCGUUCGAAAGAGGCCAUCAACGCUCAAGGCAUGAAGCUCACGCACAACCCCAAGACGAAAGGCAAGGGAACGAAGACUCACACCCUUGAACUCGACCCCGUCCCGACUCUCGCCAUUGGAGCCAAGCCUGCGAAACCGAACGAUGGUGGCUCUACGCGUGAUGAUUCCCCAACACCUAGCCGCCCUGGUACUCCUCUCAAGCUGGAUAGUCCUCUUCCGCGCCAGUUCACCCCACGCCGUUAUACCUCGCCACCCAGACCUUUUGCGCAGAGGUCCACCGCUGUUGAAGAUGCGUCCUCAGAGGCCGCCACUGCCGAAGAGCAGCCCCCCGGUGUCGAGCAGUCUAUUGAGAAGAUAACGAACGUCGAAGACCUCAAAGAUAAGAAAGAAGAGAUUACGAACAUCGAGGCACCUAUUGAGAAGGCGAUGAACACCGGUGAGAGGGAUAGUGGGAACGAGGUCCGUCCCACCCGCCCCAACGCUCUACAUGCCCGCACCAACUGCACCAAUGCUUCCAACCUCCGCCCUCACCCUCAAAACCACGCUCCCACCACAACCGCAACCCUCAAACGUCCCGCUUCUCUCCCGCUUCCCGCGGGCCCCGACCACAAGCGCACCAAAACCCUCACCAUCGCCGAAACCCGCCGGCAGAUCAAAGCCAUGAAAGCGCGGCGCGAGACGGUCGCAAAGAAGCGGGCCGACCUCGACUCGGAGCUCGAACCGUACACGGCCAAGAUGCGCGAGGAGCAGGAGCGGCUGGCGAAGGAGCUCGAGGAGGAGACGAAGAUGUGGCGCGAGGAGAGUCAGGCGUUGAGGGAUGAUGCGGCGAUGUUGGCGGAGAUGAAGAGGGUACAGGGUGGGGAGUACGAAAUGCGAGGGGAUGGGGGAGCCUGA
Molecule: messenger RNA, 1575 nt
Organism: Paraphaeosphaeria sporulosa
Lineage: Eukaryota; Fungi; Ascomycota; Dothideomycetes; Pleosporales; Didymosphaeriaceae
Exons: 4
Coding region: 1-1575 (524 amino acids)
Source: RefSeq, a predicted model, not a curated record